AUGCUACAGGCUUUCAUUCUCAUCACGGAAGUAUAUGGCGUACUGGACCUCCAAAACCUCCCUCUUCCACUAGGUGUACUGGACCUCCAAAACCUCCCUCCUCCACGUGGUGUACUGGACCUCCAAAACCUCCCUCCUCCACGUGGUGUAGUGGGCCUCCAUAACCUCCCUCCUCCACGUGGUGUAGUGGGCCUCCAUAACCUCCCUCCUCCACGUGGCAUACUGGACCUCCAAAAUCUCCCUUCUCCACGAGGCGUACUGGACCUCCAAAACCUCCCUCUUCCACGAGGCGUACUGGACCUCCAAAACUUCCUUCCUCCACAAGGCGUACUGGACCACCAAAACCUCCCUCCUCCACGAGAUGUACUGGACCUCCAAAAUCUUCCUCAUCCACGUGGUGUAGUGGACCUCCAAAAUCUCCCUCCUCCACGAGCUGUUCUGGACCGCCAAAACCUCCUUCCACCAUGA
Messenger RNA from Acanthosepion pharaonis, 468 nucleotides. NCBI's taxonomy places the organism in Eukaryota, Metazoa, Mollusca, Cephalopoda, Sepiida, Sepiidae. The record is from the annotation of a GenBank genome assembly.